This is a messenger RNA of Ananas comosus (pineapple), 2010 nucleotides long. RefSeq names its product beta-glucosidase 12-like. The transcript has 13 exons. Gene Ontology annotation, biological process: carbohydrate metabolic process. The record is from RefSeq and is a predicted model, not a curated record. The coding region runs from base 74 to 1624 and encodes 516 amino acids. Gene Ontology annotation, molecular function: beta-glucosidase activity. Lineage: Eukaryota; Viridiplantae; Streptophyta; Magnoliopsida; Poales; Bromeliaceae.
CAGCUAUAAUUUUUCAUAGGCUUCUCGAAGGCAAAACUCGAAGCUAGCUAGCUACAAGCCAUAUAUCUGCAACAUGGCUGUAGGACUUGGUGAUUUUCUUUCCUUUUUGUUCUUCAUAGUUUUGUUCAACCACGGCGCCUGCGAUCCGUUUAAUCGCACUAUUUUCCCACCUGGGUUCCUCUUCGGGGCAUCGUCCUCGGCGUAUCAGUAUGAAGGUGCAGCUUACGAAGGUGGCAAAGGACAAAGCAUAUGGGAUAAUUUUACUCACGCGCACCCUGACAAAAUUGCGAAUGGAACGACCGGUGAUGUAGCUGACGACUUCUAUCAUCGGUACAAGGAAGAUAUAGCUCGAAUGAAACAAAUGGGUUUGGAUGCGUUUAGAUUUUCCAUCGCAUGGACUAGAAUCCUUCCUUCCGGAAACGGAGAAGUCAACAAGGCAGGGGUUAAGUUUUACAACGACCUCAUCGAUGAGCUCGUAAAGAAUGGAAUAAAGCCAUUGGUGACGCUUCACCACUGGGACUCUCCUCAGGCUCUCGAAGACCAAUAUGGCGGCUUUCUCAGCCCACGCAUCGUAGAAGACUAUAAAACCUACACCGAUAUCUGCUUCAAAGAGUUUGGGGAUAGAGUGAAGCAUUGGAUCACAUUCAACGAGCCAUGGGCCUACUGCACCAACGGAUAUGGUGGCGGUACGGAUGCACCAGGUCGGUGCACGCCUUCCGGCCCGGGAAAUUGCAAAGCUGGAGAUUCAAGCACAGAGCCUUAUACAGUGUGUCAUCACCUUAUACUAGCCCACGCGGCCGCCGUCCGACAUUACCACCGUAAUUAUAAGGCAAAGCAAAAUGGCACGAUCGGUAUAACGCUAGUCACUCCGUGGUACGUUGCCCUAAGUAAUAAGACGGCUGAUGUUGAUGCAACACAACGGGUCCUGGAUUUCACAUAUGGAUGGUUCAUGGAUCCUCUAACUCGAGGUGAAUACCCACAAGAUAUGAGAACUUAUCUGGGGAAUCGCCUGCCGAAUUUCACCAAGGUUGAGUCAGAAUAUGUCAACGGAUCUUACGACUUCAUCGGCGUCAAUUACUACGAUGCCUUCUAUGCAUUUGCUCUUCCCUUGGGUGCCAGUAUUAACUCAACUUAUCUCAAUGACUCUCGAGUUGGAUUGACAGUGAUCGAUGCUAGUGGAAAGCCAAUAGGUCGACCGGGUGGCACAUCUUUCUUCUACGUUUAUCCACAAGGGUUGAUAGAUCUUCUACGUUAUACGAAGACCAAGUACAACAACCCACCCAUCAUCAUUACCGAAAAUGGCGUGAGUGAGAUCAAUAAUAGUAGUAAAACAAUUGCAGAAGCAGCGAUGGACAAUGACAGAGUACUCUACCAAGUUGAACAUCUUGGUGCGCUCUACAAUGCUAUGAGUGGAAAGGAUAAAGUGGACGUGCGAGGAUACUUCAUAUGGUCGUUUUUGGAUGAUUUUGAAUGGGGAGGAGGUUUCAAUGUGCGAUUUGGGCUUCAUUAUGUGGACUUCAAGGACAAGUUAAAGAGAUAUUGGAAAAAAUCGGCUUGUUGGUAUACAGAUUUCUUGGGGAAAUGUAUGACGUGCAUCAAAGAGUGUACGGCGUUUACUCCUUAAUUAAUUAUCACAACCUACAUAUCUGUCGUGUUGAUUAAUGUAUUAAGUAUUUUAGAUAACUGAUGUGUUCGGCACACAUCGAUCCGCGAUCUCCGAGACUAGCUAGAGCUGUAGUUUCUUCAUUUGCGUGUUGUUCUUUUUAAAUUCAUGUGAGAGUCAUUUAAUUUGAAUUUCAAAUUUCAAUUUAGUGGUCAUUAUCGGCUAGUGAUCUAGGCGAGCUCACGAGCCAUAUGUUGUACUUGUUUCGCGGCUUAUAGCUAGAUGAGUCCUUUCUAUUUUUCUCUUUAAUUUUUUGUACUUUCUCGUUGGUUGUACUUUAUUAAUUCGAUCCCCUUAAAUAAUAUGACUGUUGCUUGGUCUAUGUAAAACCCUAAACCUUGAGAGAA